AUGUUCAAGUAUUUUAUUUUAAUAUUAAAUAUUUUGGGCCUUAUUUUGACAGCAGAAGCUCAAGUUUAUCAAAAUAAUUUGAAAGUUUCAACGCGAUUAGACUUAUCGGGGUCCUUGAAGCAUCUUUGUGGUGAAGAUGAUCAAAAUGAUAACGAUCAAGUGGUCUCCUGUGAUUGCCUGAGUAAAUUGUCAGUUGUUUCGACCGUCCAACAUUACAAAGAGAGCAAUCAAAAUGGCGUGAACACUUACGCGUUGCUUCACGAAACUGAAGAAAACUUGGAAGUUUAUGGCUCCGGACGCUUCAAUUUUCAUAAUGUUAAGUGCGUAGAAAAUAAUGAGGUUAAAAAUGUUAAGAGUCGGUACACUUAUUGGUUCCAUGUCUAUUUUACUUACUCAGUUGUACCUAUACCAAAUAAAGUACUUGAUUACGUGGACUAUGAAGAUGAGGAUCUAUUGCCAGUAACGAUUGUGAAUAUUACUCUUGAAAAUGCACCUAAGUUUAAAUAUUUAAAAUUAAAAUUGGACGAUAGUGAAAUUUAUAAUUUUGAAGAUAAUUUGGGAACAAUGUGUGGGGAAUCUCUAGAAAAAGGUUUUAUGGAACAUACAUUGUGGAGCAUUAUUGAUCAAGUUCUACUACAUAAUGACAACAAUUGUAAUUAUCCCAAGGGUUCGACUUUCCCGAUUGUCGAAAAAAUGCCAAUGACCGUAACAGUCGACGAGCCUUUGAAGAGUGGAAUGUAUACGCUUGCGUUUUCAUUUUUUUUAGAAGGUGAAAGUGUAACACUCGAUUGGUAUGGUAAAACUUUUUGGUACUUGGAAGCUGGUAGUACUUGA
Messenger RNA from Cotesia congregata, 834 nucleotides. The record is from the annotation of a GenBank genome assembly. Lineage: Eukaryota; Metazoa; Arthropoda; Insecta; Hymenoptera; Braconidae.